AUGGCCAUCGAACUUGAAGAGCCACCGUUAACCCACGACAAUGUUCAGGUUUAUAAAGAUCUCUUUGGAGGAACCAUGGGUGGUAUAGCCCAAGUUUUAGUGGGCCAGCCGUUCGAUACAGUCAAGGUCAGAUUGCAAUCUGCGCCAGAAGGCGUUUACUCAGGAGCGGUCGACGUGGUGAAAAAGCUUGUGGCCAACGAAGGUUUGGGUGGCUUCUACAAAGGUGCCUUGACCCCUUUGGUUGGUGUGGGUGCAUGUGUCUCGGUUCAGUUUUCCGUCAAUGAGUUUAUGAAGAGACACUACGACAGUAAGUCGGGAGGGAAACCUUUGACGCUUGGUCAGUACUUCAACUGUGGUGCUGUUGCGGGAUUUGCCAACGGCUUUUUGGCUUCUCCUAUCGAGCAUGUCCGUAUCAGAUUGCAGACGCAAACAGGCAACACUAAGAUGUUCAAUGGUCCUAUUGACUGUUUCAAGAAACUUUACCAAUCUAAUGGUUUGUACUCGGGUAUUUUCAAAGGUUUGGCUCCUACUUUGGUAAGGGAAAGUAUCGGCAUGGGUAUUUACUUCGCCACUUAUGAGGCGUUGGUGGCUCGAGAAUUAGCCCAAAAGACGAAUCUCGUCAGAACAGACAUUCCAGGUUGGAAACUCUGUUUGUACGGAGGCUUAUCUGGCUAUGCUCUCUGGAUAGUCAUUUAUCCUAUCGAUGUCCUCAAGUCGAGAUUGCAGACAGAUGCUUUAUCUGCACCAAAAUACAAAGGCUCUAUUGAUGCGGCCAGAGAUGUGUUCAGAGUUUCUGGAAUCAAGGGUUUUUACAAGGGCUUCAUUCCUACAAUCUUGAGGGCUGCCCCAGCGAACGGUGCAACCUUUGCUGUCUUCGAGCUUACUAUGAGACUCAUUAAUUAA
Clavispora lusitaniae ATCC 42720 is the source of this 903-nucleotide messenger RNA. It is a transcript of the gene YMC1, whose product is annotated as organic acid transporter. Gene Ontology annotation, molecular function: L-ornithine transmembrane transporter activity. Gene Ontology annotation, biological process: mitochondrial L-ornithine transmembrane transport. Lineage: Eukaryota; Fungi; Ascomycota; Pichiomycetes; Serinales; Metschnikowiaceae. Gene Ontology annotation, cellular component: mitochondrion. The record is from RefSeq and is a predicted model, not a curated record.